Molecule: messenger RNA, 3668 nt
Organism: Nothobranchius furzeri (turquoise killifish)
Lineage: Eukaryota; Metazoa; Chordata; Actinopteri; Cyprinodontiformes; Nothobranchiidae
Gene: cadm2a
Product: cell adhesion molecule 2a
Source: RefSeq, a predicted model, not a curated record
CUGUAGACUGUGCGCCACAGCAGACCAGGAGCAGUGCAGAUCCUGUUAUCAGAGGAGCACGCGUCUCCGGCGUAAAGCUUUACGGCUGCUUCUUUUUUACAUUAGUUUUUAUUUCCCAGAGUUCCACAAACUGAGUGUACCUUUCUGUUCUCCUGAUAACACCCAGACGAUUAUUUCUGAGGAUAUUUAGAUUUUUGAAAAGAAAGAAAGAAGCAGAAACAGACUACGUGAGGUGAAGUCGGCUGUGUUUUUCGCGUCUCCAAGAUACGCACUCCAAGCAGGUCCACCUGGAUAGCUGAUAACCAAGCCGUUCGGCGCGGUUCGGUUUGUUCAGAGGGUCCUUAGGGGAGAGGAGAGAAUAACGUGGAAGACCGGGAGCAAGGGGGGAAAGGAGAAGACGGCAAGAUGAAUCUGAAGAGCAAUUUGAUUUUCACCCUCUACACUGUUUAUGGGAUUCUUCUGAAAGUGAUGGCUUCUAAAGGCAAAGUCCGAGGUGUCAGUGGUCAGUAUCCUCUGGUUCAGAAUGUGACCGUGACAGAGGGUGGAACGGCGAACAUGACCUGCCGUGUGGAGUACAAUGACAAUACCUCCCUCCAGUGGUCAAACCCAGCACAGCAGACUCUCUUCUUUGGGGACAAGAAAGCUUUGAGGGACAACAGGAUUGAGCUUGUCCGUGCGUCAUGGGCAGAGUUGACCAUCAGCAUCAGCGAUGUCACGCUGUCAGAUGAAGGCUUUUACACCUGCUCUCUCUUCACCAUGCCGGUCAGAACGGCCAAAGCUUACCUAACUGUUCUAGGUGUGCCAGAGAAGCCAGAGAUCAACGGCCUGACAAAUCCAGCCAUGGAGGGGGACUACAUCACCCUGACCUGCAUCACCCAGGGCAGCAAGCCCGCCGCAGACCUACGUUGGUUCAGGAAUGAAAAGGAGGUCAAAGGUGCCAAAGAGGUGAAUGCAAGUGGGAAGACAUUUACAGUGUGGAGCUCUCUGCAGCUGCACGUGGACAGAAAUGAUGAUGGAGUGGCCUACACCUGCAGAGUGGACCAUGUGGCCCUGGCACAGGCACCACAACAGGCCACCGAAGUACUGGAGGUCCACUAUGCUCCUCGUGUGGAGAUCAUAAAGUCCAACACAGUCCCUCAGGAGGGACAGUACUUAAAGCUGGAGUGUGUGUCCAGAGGAAACCCGUCGCCAGAUCCUGUGCUGUGGACGAAGGACGGCGGUGAACUUCCUGACCUGGACAGGAUAAUUGUGGAGGGGAGGGAGCUCACCUUUACUUCACUCAACAAGACAGACAAUGGCACCUACCGCUGUGAAGCUAGCAACCACCUAGGAAAAAACAGUGCUGAAUACGUGCUCUAUGUCUACGACGUCCCCACCACCCUGCCUCCAUCCACCACUCCCCCCCAACAUCCCAUCCCUCCAGAUCCCACUGUUCAGUUAGGCACCCACGCCUCAGACCCCACAGUCACUGGCAGCAGAGAUCCCAACGCACUGGGUCAGCACGGCACUGACCACGCCUUGAUCGGAGGAGUGGUGGCUGUUGUGGUCUUUGUCACCUUGUGUUUAAUCAUUGUUCUUGGAAGAUACCUGGCCAGGCAUAAAGGAACGUACUUGACGAACGAAGCCAAAGGAGCAGACGACGCGCCCGAUGCCGACACAGCCAUUAUCAACGCUGAGGGCAACCACGCGCACGCAGAAGAAAAGAAGGAGUACUUCAUUUAGACUGCAUAGGGUGCCGUUCGGCUCUCUCCCUUCUCUUUCAGUCCUAAAGUCUCUGUAUUUCUUACUGUCUCCUUCUGUCUCCUACUUCGCUCCGUCACCUCUGGCCACUGCCCUCGUCAAGUCAACACGAAGUUUGCAGAGGAAGAAGAUCUGAUUCGUCCUAACUUUCAGUGUAUUCCUCUCAGCUACAUUUUAGCUCCUUAUUUCUUUGCUGUUUCAUCCUUGGCCGAUGUUUUUCUCAGUCAGCUCAGUCCUGCUGCUGGAGAUUACCCCCAUCCUUGUAUUUUGCCUUUUUUCCUUCUUUUCUUCGUCUUUUGACACAAACACCUGGGAAUCUGUAAAUCCACCAUGACUGCUUCUUAAACAACCCCUCUUCCUCCCCUUUUGUUCAUCUUUUUCCCACCAAGCAAACACGCAAACACAUAUUAUAAUCCCGUGUUCACAAGCACAUAUCCCUCAUCAACACGGUGCCUAAAAAUACAAACGCCAUCAAACUUCUGUCAAUGCCUUCUUGUAUCGCCUGUCAAGUAGCAAUGUAAAUGCUUUGUAGAUCAUUUCAUUGCCUAGCUUUUAACUCUGGAUCGCGUCCUUUUUAUUUGAAUGAAGAUCUGUGCUGUUGACGCCUUAUAUGUGUAUCACACUGAAUAUGGUACUUUUAGAUCAUUCACCGCUCCCAACCCCCCAUCUCUUUUAAAUAGACUUGUAAUUAAACAGUGGACCCUUUGUAAGAUAAGAAGAAGGUUUUGUGUAACACUGUAGCAAGGUCUGUCAGAUAAGUGUAUAAUAUGAUUCUCACUAUUAGGGUAGGAGUAUAAGGGUAGUGCUGUACUUUUUAGAGCAGAGAACACACCAAAAAUAUACGAAAGAUGCUAGAUGAUCCAUUCCAUCAACUCGAGUGAAUAUUUGCGAAAAACGCUGUUUACUUCGAUCAGCGCGGCGGCCCCGCGCCGUGCUGGCUACGGAUCUGGACCACUGAGGGUUCAGGUGUUCAGAAAGAAUCAAUCACUUUGUUUAAAGAUGUAUAAAAUGUAUUAAAAUUAGUUUAAUUUUCACUUUUAGGAAGUUACUUAAUGUUUAUGUCACAAUGAAAUCACAUCACAGCUUAACGACCUCAUGAAAUUUUACCUUGAAUCAUUUGAUGUUGCAAAAAAGACAAAAACGAGCAGAUACAGUGUGUAUAGGAAAUCUGGUGUGAUUUUAUUUUUAUUUUGUUUUUUUGCUCAUUUUGACUCGUUUUGAUUUGAUUGAUGCCUCGCAUAAAGAUGAGGUUCAGGCAGCUUUCAGAAUCAGUCAAAACACGAAAACUCUGAUGAGAUCAGUUCGACUGCCACUUUCCAGUUCACGUCUGACUAACUUUUAAUAAAACUGCUGACUUAUCGUGGUACUUAUUUUCAUUUAUUCACUCUGAAGUUUUACAGAAAGUUUCACUGGUCUAUUUAAUGACGUUUCCAAGGUUAAACCAACAUAAAAGAGAAGGGAGAGUGUACGAAAGCAGGAAGGAUUCAGUGUGAGUGCCUGGUGAUAGAUCUGGCCCUUUUGCAAAAUUAAAAACUGGAGACAAAUAGAAAAGCACAAAAAAAGAUCAAAAUGAGUUACUGUGUUUCCUUGCCAAAUGCUGAAAUGCCUUGGGAAUGGUUUAUCUAAUGAAGAAUGGCCAAAGUUGAAAAGGCAGCAGUGUGGCUUUUUUUUUAUGUCAGCAGCUUUUUUAAAAUGUGUUUCCAAAAUGGCUCCAAUAUUGUUGGUUUGAACUGCUUCACUCUCCCUGCUGUAUAUUGUGUCUGCUGAAAUGUGAUUAAUUGUGAAAAUUGCUGUCAAAUUCUGGACUCUUGUAUUCCUUCAAAUGUGUAUAUAAGCCACCUUUAUCUUUUUUCUUUAUACAUUUAAUUGAAAGUCUUUCAAACUGUUUUGUUUGAGUGCAGAUCAUUUACAUCAAGUGUGAGAAUCAA